AAUCCCCCUGCUUCUCUCUCUGUUCCUCAAUACUUAAGCAUUCCAUGUUUAAGAUGGAGUACAGUGACACAUCUGCAGCUUCUCCUCAACCUCCCUCUCCUUCUUCAUCUUCUUCUCCUUCUCCUCCUAGUCCUCACCCUCCUCCGCCGACUUCCACCACUCCACCGGUGGUCAUCAGCCCUUGUGCGGCUUGCAAGAUUUUGAGGCGUAGGUGCGCCAACAAAUGCGUCUUGGCACCUUAUUUUCCUCCCACUGAGCCUGCCAAUUAGUUCACCAUUGCUCACCGCGUGUUCGGCGCUAGCAAUAUUAUCAAGUUCUUGCAGGAACUUCCAGAGUCUCAAAGGGCUGAUGCAGUGAGCAGCAUGGUUUAUGAGGCAAGUGCCAGAAUCCGAGACCCUGUAUACGGCUGUGCAGGAGCAAUUUGCCACCUGCAGAAGCAAGUGAAUGAACUUCAAGCACAAUUGGCAAAGGCUCAAGCUGAGCUCGUGAAUAUGCAACUUCAACAGGCAAACCUUGUGGCCUUACUGUGCGUGGAAAUGAGACAAUCCGAACCAAAUUUGCAACAAUCUGUUGACACCUUCCUCAGUAGCCCACAGAACUACGAGGGCAACCUGGGAUUUCUCGAUGAUAACAACAACAACAACCUAGCAUCAUUGUGGGAGCAGCAGCCUCUUUGGACAUGAUUGGAUUAAUUAAUUUGUAAUCUCAAGACUAUCAGUCAAGAACUUCCUCGUUCCAAUGAAAUUCUCCUAACUCUAUUAGCUUAAAGCAAGCAUGAGAAGGAGAAGAUGAGGGAACAUUAUAUUAAUAAAAUCAACUCAAUUGGGGCGUAAUUAGGUAUAGAUAGGGUGAGUGUAAAUCUAAUCUCUUUGUUAAACGCUAUACAAAGCAGAUUAGUACUCUUUUCUCCUCUAAUUUUCCAAGGUAAUUUGGGGGAGGAAGUGGUGGUGUAUUUUUUUCCUUUUUGUAUAUUAGUUAGCUGGUAUUAUAUAUGGGUCAUGUUGCGAAUUAAAAAAUUUAUAAAAGUUUAUAUCUCCA
Molecule: messenger RNA, 1038 nt
Organism: Rubroshorea leprosula
Lineage: Eukaryota; Viridiplantae; Streptophyta; Magnoliopsida; Malvales; Dipterocarpaceae
Source: the annotation of a GenBank genome assembly